Messenger RNA from Suillus discolor, 855 nucleotides. RefSeq lists its product as uncharacterized. Bases 1 to 855 code for a protein of 284 amino acids. The record is from RefSeq and is a predicted model, not a curated record. Lineage: Eukaryota; Fungi; Basidiomycota; Agaricomycetes; Boletales; Suillaceae. The transcript is spliced from 2 exons.
AUGUGCCUCGACAGUCAGCUCCAAGAACUCCAGCUUAUCCAACACUCCCUCCUUCCCGGUGAAUCAUUCUCCUUCGCCCUCCCUCCAGAAGAUUCUAGAAUAUGGACCUCGCUACUCCACUCCUUCAACACUGCUGCUAGCACUACAAAUCUAUCAUCUCUGCCCAGCCCAGUUCCACAAGUCAAGUUCCAAGUGAAGGCUACGGACGCACGGAUCUUCUUCGAGGUACAGUUCCCAGAGCGAUAUCCGGAGGAUUCGGAUGUCGACACCGCACAGGUUCCCUUCAUCUCGGUCAGCGGGGAGGGCAUAUCCAGAGAUGACCAUUACCGCUGGCGAGCCCUUGUUCAGGAGAAAUUGGCCGAGGUACAAGGAAAUGAUUUUCCGAUCUACCAGUUGCUAUGCAUGCACUUGCUGCCGAAACUACAUGAAGACGGACAUAGUAGUGUUGGGAGUACGGAUAUCAUAGAACAACAGAGCACCAACCGUCUCCCAGAGCCAGCAGACUACCACACCCUCCUGACGUCUCAUCACCUCGUGUCCCCAACAAAACGGCGGUCAUUACAGCGAUGGUCCUCUGAACUUUCGAUAUCUGGCUUCGCCAAAGUUGGCUACCCGGGCGUCAUUUAUGCACAGGGUUCACAGGAAAAUAUACAAGAAUUUGUUGCCAGCGUCAAAUCUAUGCAGUGGCUGGCGCUAAGGGUGCGAUUCGUGGAACCCAUAGAUCCGGCCAAUGAUGAGCAUCAUCAGGGUUGGACUGAGUUCCAGAAGGUCGGAGAAGUUGUGGAAGAGAUGAAAAGACGCGGCAGGGGCAAAUAUAUUACAGAGAUGGGCAUCGGAAGUUCGGCUUUGAAAUGA